Molecule: messenger RNA, 6130 nt
Organism: Lates calcarifer (barramundi perch)
Lineage: Eukaryota; Metazoa; Chordata; Actinopteri; Centropomidae
Gene: wdr6
Product: WD repeat domain 6
Exons: 6
Coding region: 278-4504 (1408 amino acids)
Biological process (GO): tRNA methylation
Cellular component (GO): cytoplasm
Molecular function (GO): protein binding
Source: RefSeq, a predicted model, not a curated record
AGCUAGAGAAUACACAUGGGUACCAGGUUGCUGGUCGUGGACCUGAAAUAAAGAUGUUUUUUGUAGAUUUGAAACACGUUUUCGUAGUGUUUGAGGUGUUUAGUAAGUAAGGCAUGCAGUGGCAUUAAUAUCGACCUGGAAAAAAUACUUUUAUUUAUUUGUAGUCGUUAAAUAACUCGAAGUUUUCUUGCUGUUCGCUUGUUUUGCUAACUGAAAGGCUAAAAGUGGCUAUACUCAACAGUGUGUGGAGUAAAUCACCGUUUACACUGUGUCUUCAAUGAAAGUUAUUAACCUGCAAGAGAUGGAGACAGCAGCGCUGGUGGCUCCAGCCACAGCUUUGGAGUUCCUUCAGGAUGCAUUUCUCCUGACAGGUGAGGGACCAGUCUUGUCAGUCUACAGUCUCCAGCCUCGCCCUAAAGCCUGUGCUUCACUGAGUGUGCUUCAACACUUCAGGAUCCAUGGGAUAAGACCCAGAAAUUGGGCUGCCGUCCCAGCACAGAUUUCUGUCACAGGAGCCUACGGGAAGAAGGAGCAUGGACUGAGCUCAGCCACAGAGCACAACUUCUAUGACCUUGCAGUGUUUGGAGGCAAGGCUGUGAGGCUGGUGAGGCUCCAUGUGGAUUUCCAGGAUGGGGACCAUCUGCAGUUGGAGAUCUUGGGCCCCCUAAUGGAGUUACAGGAUUGGGCCCUGGAUGUCCGCUGGCUUUCUGGAGACAAACACUCACUCCUCUGUGUGGCUGUAGCCCACAAUACUGCUCUUCUCCUAGAUGUCAGUACAGGAACUGCCCUGGUUCAGCGCUCCUGUCUGGAGGGGUGUCUACUGUACUCUGCCCUCCUCCUAGUACAUGAAUCUUGGGCAGAUGCUGUCUUAGUAGGAGGGACUGUUUUCAACCAGCUGGUUCUCUGGAGGCCUGGAGGAGGAGAGGAAGGAGGAGGGAGUGACUCUGGAUGUAAAGCUCCAGUUGAGAGACGUCUGCUGGGUCACAGUGGGGUCAUCUUCAGCAUCUCAUACCUCCAGGAGAAAGGAUGGCUGGCUUCAGCCUCCGAUGACCGCAGUGUAAGGGUGUGGGGUGUUGGUGUUUUAGGGGGCCCUGGAGGGAAAUGUGGGGACUUGAACCCGCCUUGUUUAAGGGUCCUAUAUGGACACCAGGCUAGGGUGUUCUCAGUGUGUCUCUCCCCCAGGAAGGUGUUCAGUGCAGGGGAGGACGGGGCCUGUUUAGUCUGGGACUGGGUUGGAGGAGGGACAGUGGUUCGGACAUUGAAGGGACACCGAGCCGGAGGGGUACGUGCGCUGGCAGUCAGUGAGGGAACAGGAGAUGAGGAGAGAUGGGUGGCUACCGGGGGGGCAGAUGGAGGGGUGAGGUUGUGGAGGUUGAAGAAGAGUGAAGAAAGGAAGGAGAAUAUGGAGGAAACAGUGACAGAGAAGCUAACCAAUCUGAAAUUCCCUGGUCACAGCAUGCCGAAAGUGGUUUGUAUAGCAGGAGAAGAGGAUGAAAAUGCAACUUGGGGACAGAGUAAGUUUGUGGUUUGCACUGACCAAGGAAUAGUGUAUCAAUACAGCAAUGGACAGUGGGAGAUUGUUUGGGAAGGGACUCCUGAUUUUCAGUCCUACUGUGUGAUGGAAACAGUAUCCAUCCGUGUGAAAGACUCAACAGGCAAAGUUCAUUUGUGUGCUGUGGGAAACCUCAGCGGGUCCAUUCAGGUCUUCCCUAUUUCUCAUCCUCAAUCUGGGAUUCUUCUCACAGGUGGAUCAGGAAAGAUCCAUAGUCUUAUCUGGCAAGAGGGGGCAGGGGGCAUGUGUUUGCUAGCAUCAGGUGCUGAAGGACUCGUCUAUCGCUGGUGUAUAGAGGUAAAAUUAAAUGAAAACUGUUCCUUAGCUCUCAGUGUAAAUCCUCUUCCUCCUUUCCUCCUUCCCCCCUGCGCCAAACGCUGGCUGACGGCUACAGUGUACCUCCACUCCAGGUCACAGGAGGCGCUCUGGGUUUGCGGGGACAGGAGAGGCUCCCUGCUUUUGUUUCAAGAAGGAGGAGAGCUUCAAGAUUUGAUGACAGGCACGAAACAAAGUGAAGAUGAGGUAAAUGGAAGUGAAGGAGAUGGAAAAAGCGGUUUAAUGGAGCAGAGAGAGAAUAAAGAAGUGCAGGACCUGAAGCUGCAGCCGCUGAGCUGCCUGUUCGGCGUGCAUGGAAAACAAGGUGUAACUUCAGUGUAUGAAUAUCAGGGACUCCUCUACAGCACUGGCAGGGAUGGCUGUGUGAGAGUUUUUAGAGUGAAGCCAACUCCACCAGAAAAACUAGAAGAAAACAGAAAACACUGUACUGGAAAGAUUGUAGAGAACAAGGAAAAGCUUCAGCUGGAGGUUCUGCGAGUUCAGCGUGCCUGUAAGGGUAUGGAGUGGCUGGAGAGAGUGUUGAUUCUUGAACCUGAAAUCCCAGAGGAAGAGGAGGUCAGAGAGGAAUGUCAGAACCACUGUAAGACAGAGCAGAGCUUUAGAGGAGAAGAAGUAAAGACUGAAAACAAAGCAAGAGAAGUCAGGUUCGUCAUCGCUGGCUUCCACGCCGCCCACUUUGUGGUAUGGGAUCCGGUGAGGCAGGAGAGGCUGUUAGCGGUGCCUUGUGGUGGGGGGCAUCGCUCUUGGUUCCUCUGGCCAUCCCACAAAGGGGUUUGGCCUGGAUACGGAGCUCUGGUCUUCAUCAAGCAAGGGGCCGUCCUGGCUUCGCAACCUCCUGGAGAGGAACCAGGCUGGGCUGGGAGGUCAGGAGGGAUGGGAGGAUGGGGCCUGAGAGAGGGCGUCCACGGGAGGGGGAUUGGUUGUGUAUGCAGGCUGGGGAGGAUCGAGGGAUUUAGGAAUGACAUUCAAACAACUGGAAAUAUGACUGAAACUGAGAGAGGGGAAGUGAAAACAGAGGAAUGCAACUGGGAAGUGGUGGCGACGGGAGGAGAGGACACCAGCUUAACCAUCCUGGCUGUACAUCCCAGCUCAGGCAACAUCAAAGUCCUCUCAGUCAUUACUGACCACAUCUCAAGCGUACGGACGGUGACAGCGGUAACGCAUCCAGAGGGAGAGACCGGUAACCAAGCACAGUCUCUCUCCUCCCUGCUCAUCUCAGCUGGCGGCCGGGCUCAAAUGCAGUGUUACCGGCUGAUGAUCGGCUGGGACAGGGAGAGACUGGUUCCCUCCUGCCAGGUGAUCCAGGUGGCCAGUCACCGAUUGGACGAACAGUGGGAGAGGAAGCGAAACCGACACAAGACGGUGAAAAUGGACCCUGAAACAAGGUACAUGUCCAUAGUGGUGGUGGAUGAAAGGAUAGACUCUGUUCUUCUGGCUGUGGCCUGCAGUGAUGGAGCUGUCAGAUUGUUCUCGGUCAGUGAAGUUAAACGUCAGAUUGAUUUGCUGUCGGAGACGUUUUACCAUCAGCGCUGUGUGCUGAGUGUCGCCACCUGCACCUUGGAGGAUGGAAAAGGCAACAGGUAUAAGCUGCUGUUCAGUGCUGCAACAGAUGGGAAAAUUGCAGUGUGGGAUUUGACAGAGGCGGCGUCUUCAACCGAUACCUCCACUGCACCAAUCCCCUGCCUCAACAUCCCCGCCCACCAGAGCGGCAUCAACUCAUUGGCUGUUUGGGCAGAGAAACUGGAACAACGAGAGGGCGGUUGCCUGGUAACUGUUGCUAGCGGAGGGGAUGAUGGGCAGCUGACAGUGUCCACAAUUAGGGUGCAGUACCCGGAAGACGGGAAGACUGGGGGCAGCAGAGGGUUUUCUCAGAUUUCUGAGCCACUGAUUUCUUCACAAGCCCCAAACCAGCUUCAGCUCCAACUCCAUGCACACUCCCACAUCCCACUGGCCCAUGCUGCCCCUCUGACUGCCCUGAAGCUCCUGACCCCAGGCCUCAUGGUCUCCACCUCUUCAGAUCAGAGGGUUUGCCUCUGGACGGUCCGCAGUACCGAUAUCAGCCACAGAAGGACGCUGUGCUCCCACGUUGCAGAUACUGCAGGACUCUCAGUGUGGGAGGAGGGGGAUGAAAAGGGGAACACAAGAUUUAAGUCUGAGCAGGAGAUUGCAAUUUGGAGAGGAAAAGGGACUCAGACAGGAUUAGAGACAGAGGACAAGACCGCAGAGGGUGAGGCAGGUGGGAGGCUCUAUAAGGAACCAGAUGAUGAGGCCGAGGGUGGAGAGCCUGUUGGAGCAGUGAGCGAGACAGGUGACCCAGUUUGUAAAACCAGCGAUGAGAAAGGAGGUGAGGCGAGAGCUCAAGCUGACAGAGAGACUGACAGCGUGGGUAAGACGGAGAGUGAGGUGAGCACUGAGGCAGGUUUGAAAGAUUGUUGUGAGAGCAGGAAAAAGAGAGAGAAGACAGGAUGGGUGCUGGUCUGUGGUCAGGGCCUCCAGCUGCUCCGAGUCAGAAAUACAGAGAUCGAUGCAGAGAUGUGGACAGAGGAAAGGAUAGAAAGAGAGAAGGGAGAGGUGAAUCACAGAGUUAAGGUGAUUUUACAAGAGAAGUUGACAUAAGUGGAGUCAGGCCCAACCAAUCACUUUCUUAAUGAACAAUUUUUUGACAUUAUUUAUGUUAUUAUAUGUAAAAUGACAAAAUUCCAGCUGCAUGAAUGAUCAGUAUGAAGUGAUAUUAAAUUAAUUUUACUUUUAAAGUACAUUUUUAUUAAAGGAUUUUUAUUAUUUAUAGGUUUUUUUGUUAAAAAAAGUGUUAAUUCUACAUUCCAAAGGAGGCACAGAGAAACAGUUAUAGGCAGGAACAUUAUCAGACCUGUAUUAGUUUCAAUCCUUAAGUUUUAGACUAGUUUGUCUUUACCUCUCUGAAAUGUAUGCCUGUCAUUAAUUUCUGCCAGCCUGAAAACCCAAACAAACAAACAAAAAAGAUGUGGGCAGCAGUUCUGUCUGUGAUCAGGCUACAUCUCUGCUGCUAACAACAUACACAAAGUAUUUGGUUCUUAUCAGGGAAAAAUAAAACUUCAUGGCUAUUUCAAGAGAACGUUAAAACCAUCUCUGAUGUGUUUGGGCCAUCUGUGGCCUCCUUCAGGGAAUAGCACCACACUGCACAAAGAUGGAUGAAAUGACUGGAGUUAUUUUUAAUAAACAUUAUGCUGCUUCUCAGCUAGCCAGGAAAUAAAGCCCUCUUACUUGAAGAGAGCCCUGGGACUUUAUUCUCAGUGAGAACAAGGCCAAACCAGAGACUGCUUUUACCAGAUGUCUCCAUGCACCAAAAACCUCGAAGAAGUUUGGAGAUUUGUAGUUUAAACCUAGUUUUUUGUUUAAAACAACACCCCUUACUAACACCUAUUCCUGAUUUGCCCUUGAGCAAGGCACUUUCAGCGAAGAAAAUCGUAACACGUGAUCCCUGAGUUAGGCCCGACUGGUCCUGAAGAGCGGUGGCUCCCAACCUGGGAGACAGAAAUCUGUUCUGCCACACAAAAUUAUAUAUAAAAAAAUUCUUACAGAUGCUGGACAGUUUUUUCUCUUCAUACUGCAGAAUUCUUUCAAAUAAAACAAUGGGCUUAGCUAAUGAUCCUGUGAACAUUUUCCAAAGGAGUAAUAAGCCAAAAAAGAGAACUGAUGUAAUCACAUGUUCUUUUAUGAUGACCAAUUUUAAAUGUUCUCCUUGUCCUCACUUUUUCAAAGACUGUCUGAGGGUUUCCACUUGGUUUUAGGCUUAGGGUUAUAAUUAGGUCUAGAUUAAAGUUAGGCUAAGUUCACAUUAGUAGCAAGGAAAUGCAUCAGUGAGGUUAUAGAAAUACCAAAGUGUGUGUAUUUUUAUCGCAGAAAGUAUUUGCUUCACAAGUCACACAACAGCAUGAAGCCCCAGGGUUGUAUUACUAUUAAGUGUGAACAUGGGGCGUGUGAUUGUUUGAAGGUUAGGGUUUGAACAACCGUGCCCACUCAUACCAUGAUUAUAUUGUGUGCAAGUGUUCUGAAAUGCUAAUUUAGCCAUGUAGAACCAGAAUGUGUUGUGAUAUGAAAUGCUAAUACUGCUUAAGUGGCAGGUUGAUAUGGGACUGUCUGCACAAAUUUUGCAUAUUUGGUGUGCGUGUCUGCCUGGUAUGCAAAUGCAGCUGUGUCAGAUGAAGUGUGAGACUGCUGGCAGCAUGUUCACCUGUGCCACAUUAAAUGUCAUACACUGUA